Messenger RNA from Xenopus tropicalis (tropical clawed frog), 2058 nucleotides. RefSeq names its product pre-mRNA 3'-end-processing factor FIP1. Bases 234 to 1733 code for a protein of 499 amino acids. Gene Ontology annotation, cellular component: nucleus. The transcript has 15 exons. NCBI's taxonomy places the organism in Eukaryota, Metazoa, Chordata, Amphibia, Anura, Pipidae. The record is from RefSeq and is a predicted model, not a curated record.
CCAAAGUGCAUUUCCCAAGCAACGAGAAGCGGCGCUAGGACCCAAAGACAACUCCCCGGGCCCCUAGAGAUGGUUACACCUGCCGCACAUCUCCCCUGCUGCUGCGUCCCAGGUGCGUGCGACUUAUCAUGCUGUCGAACUCGCUACCCGGAGCUUGCCAUUCAGGCGUUCCGUAGCCACAGCCCGUGUGCCCAUUCUGUGGGGCAGUGCCAGCUGCUCACACACAUCCUGUCAUGGCCGGCCCGGGGCUGGAGGAGGAGGAGGAGCUCUGGCUGUAUGGAGGUUCUCUGGCUCGUGAUGAGGAGAAUGGACCAGCUACAGGAAAUGCCACAACUUUGGGUGCACAGCAGGACACCGGUGCUGAGAGGCAGGGCGCCACAGAGGCUAUGCAGCCGGUCACUCAUAGCUGCAGCGAUACUGAGGAGGACAGUGACAAAGACAGUGAUGACGAUGAUGUGAAGGUCACUAUUGGAGACAUUAGAACUGGGCUUCCAUACUGCAUGACAUCUGAAGGGAACCCCAGAACCAGUAGAGGCUAUGGGUCUUCAGUAGGUAAGCAGAGAGGGAUAGAUUUGACUUCUCCUGGAUGUAUAAAUGGGUUACCAGUGUUGGAGGUGGAUUUGGACUCUUUUGAAGAAAAGCCAUGGAGAAAACCAGGUGCUGACCUUUCUGACUACUUCAAUUACGGGUUUAAUGAAGCAACAUGGAAAGUGUAUUGUGAGAAGCAAAGGCGGCUUCAGCUGGGACUGGACCAUGGCUAUCACCCAUGCAGCAAAGAGAACAGAAUAAGUGUGCAGCAAGGAGGAACCGGCAAUGCAAGUAACGAUGCAGAACCCGAGCCUAAAUGUGGUACUGAAUGUGAAGGAACAAACAUACCAGAGAAUACAUCAAAUAGGACACUGAGAGGAACAAUGGAUAUGGUUUGUAGCAUCACCACUGUUGAGGGCAGAAGAUGGGACUCCCAUGAACCACAAGAAAUUGCCAUUCAGGUUGUUGGAGAUCACGAAUACAAACCACAUCUGAUUCCACAACAUCAGCACCCUCCUCCACCCCUCCUGCUGCCUCCUACCAUCACACCAAAUCCUCCUCCUCUGUUUUCUGCUCCUCCUCCUCCUCACUUUCUUCAGCGGCCCCCUCCUCCUACCCAAAUGCCACCUCCCAUGCAUCUGCCAGUCUUACUGCCACCACCACUGCUGCCCCCUCCAACUGCACAUCAUCCACCAAUAAAUGGUCCCCCUGUUCCAUACAACAGCAGACCACCUAUACGCCAUGGGUAUAACUCAGCAGAUCCUGCUAUCAUGAAUUAUCCUCCUGCUUCGACCAAUCACACCUCUUGGGCGACAGCCGAGGACAAAGGAAACAGCAACACGGGAAGAAAUGAUUGGGUGUUAAGGAGAGAUCAUGAAUGGGAUCUGGGGAGAGACAGAAAGCACCCCCCUAAUACCAGUUAUAGAAAUGAGGGAAGUCAAUACUCCUUCUAUAGCCGGGGCAGGAGCUCGGAGUACCAGCACAAGUACCAGCACAGUCGGGAGCGCAGUCGGGAGCAGGAGGACAGAUCUCGAGGGGAUCACCGCCAGCGAGACAGAGAAGAAAGGAAUAAACAUAAGUCUUCCCGUCGCAAAAUGGAUAGUGAGGAACGUGAGAAUCACAGGCGUCAUAAACGUAAGAAGAGCAAGAGGGGGAAAGAGGACAAGGGCAGCAGUGAUGAAGUGAGCCAUGGAUCCAGGGAGUAAACAUCCAUAGCUUCCUAUUGCCUUUAGAAGAUUGCCGGAGUCAUUUCAAUCAGAACUAAAGCUAUAACAAUGAGUGCAUCCGCUUUAAAUACAAUGGGUUCAUCCCUCUGCCUUACUGUGGAUGCGCAGGUGCUUGGUCUGGUCUUAUUUCAUCAUUGAGGGGGCUUCUACACCUGUUUAACAUAAGCCCAUUUGGAUGAGUUUAUAUAAACUAGGGUGAAGUUAUUCUUUUAUGUGAGUAUCAUUGCACUAAUUGUCUUAUGCAUUUUCAGUGCCUUAAAUUCUGAAAUGAAAGAAAGUGAUGAAUAAAGUUGCAGUGGUUGUU